AUGAAUAGUAGUGAAAAAGAAAAGCUUAAGUAUCAAGAACAUGGUGUAAAGAUAUUUAAGAAUGAAAAGAGACAGAUUAACAAGAGAAGUAAACAAAAAAAAAGGAACAAUAUGCACCUGAAUAAUGAGGUCAAUG
Messenger RNA from Racocetra persica, 136 nucleotides. NCBI's taxonomy places the organism in Eukaryota, Fungi, Glomeromycota, Glomeromycetes, Diversisporales, Gigasporaceae. The record is from the annotation of a GenBank genome assembly.